Messenger RNA from Phascolarctos cinereus (koala), 3408 nucleotides. RefSeq names its product butyrophilin subfamily 1 member A1-like. Gene Ontology annotation, cellular component: external side of plasma membrane. Gene Ontology annotation, molecular function: signaling receptor binding. The record is from RefSeq and is a predicted model, not a curated record. Gene Ontology annotation, biological process: T cell receptor signaling pathway; regulation of cytokine production. Lineage: Eukaryota; Metazoa; Chordata; Mammalia; Diprotodontia; Phascolarctidae.
CCAAUGGGUCAGAUGACAAUUUUAGAAAACAGGCUUUUCAAGCCCUGAAGGUGGCUCUUUUGGGAGGUGUGGUGGUGUUUGUGACCCAGUCAUCGUGGGCAGCUCUGUGACCUCGUCAUUUAGAUUGUGUCCCUAAGCGUGGAUAUGUUUUCAGAGACAGAUAAGAAGACCCUAGAUUAAAAGCUGGAAGAGAUGUCAGAGCUCUUCAGAGCAACUCCUUCAUUGGAAUGAAAGGAAGCUCAGAGUGGUUAAGUGCUUGACCCGAAGUUCCACUGGCAGCAACUGGCUAAGCUGGAAUUCUAAAGGUAGAGCUGCCUGAGAUGAUUUCUCUGUCUCCUAGGGAAGUGGCCCUUAUUGUCCUUUUCCAGCUCCCCUGGCUCCUCUCAGAUUUUUUCCACCACAGAAAGUGCUGCUGUGACUCUUUUGGCCAACAUGAGACUUCUUUGACCUCCUUGAAAUGUAGAAGUAGAGUUGCUUCUGGAUCAAAAGGGAAGUUCACUGUGUUGGGACCACAGGAGCCAAUCACAGCCUUGGUGGGUGGAAAGGCUACAUUCCACUGCCACCUCUGUCCCCAGAAGGAUGCUGAGGAUAUGGAGGUGAAGUGGUUCCAUGAGAAGCAUUCGGAUCUAAUUCAUCACUAUAAAGAUAAGCAGGACCAAAUGGAAUACCAAAUUCCAGAAUAUAAGGAGAGAACAGAAUUCCUUCGAGAGAAUAUUUCCAGUGGGAAUGUGGCCCUGAGGUUGAGCAAUAUCCAUCCAUCUGAUGAGGGGAAGUAUUUGUGUCAAUUUAAAAGUCCCAUCUAUUCUCAUGAAGCUGAAUUCCAAGUACAUGUGGCAGGAAUUGGCUCAACCCCUCACAUACACACCAACUUUAAUGGAGCGGAUAGGCUUCGGCUGACAUGCACAUCUACAGGCUGGUAUCCAAAGCCUGAGGCACAGUGGAGGAACAUUUAUGGGGUGCCCUUGUUACCAAUGUCGAAGAACAUUAGGCAGAAGGACGAUGGGCUGUUCUCUGUAGAAAUGUCGAUCGUGGUGUCAUCCAGUUUAAAAGAAACCAUCUCUUGUUUCAUUUGGAACCCCCUCCUCAAGCAAGAGAAGGAAGCAAAGUUGAUUCGGGAAGAUAACUUGCUUCCAGAGACCUCUUCUGGGAUAAUCCCAUUGUUGAUCUGUGUAUUUAUUGCUGGAAUUUUCCUAUUCUUCACUUAUUAUGAUGACAUUCUACAAACAGUCCAAGGCACUCUUAAAGGUGAUCUUGGCUGUCCAGGACAGGCCAGGAGACCAUUGGAGGGAGCAGGAUGGGAUGGCACUUUUCUCCUUCCAUGCACGCAGGAGCAGGCUAGUCCAGGAGAUAUGCAGAAGGAGCAAAGAGGAAUAGCAUCGAUCUCUCUUCUUGGCCAUCAUGAAGAGGCCCAACCAGGAGACCAGAAGGAAGUGGAAUGGAAUCUCUCUCCAUCUCCUGAUAUCUUGAAGAAGCCAGACUUACAAUCUGCCCAGAAACACAGAGUGGAUGUCACUUUGGAUGCAGACACAGCUCAUCCUUACCUUCUUCCUCGAAUGGAUGGCAAAAGUGUCUUUUCCUGUUCUCAGAAACUAAAGAAAACUAAGAGUGCCGAGCGCUUUGAAACCCCAGUCUGUGUGCUGGGCAAGGAGAGAUUCAUUUCAGGGAAAUUCUACUGGGAGGUGCAGGUAGAAGAUAAGAUGAAGUGGACCUUGGGACUCUGUAAAAACUCAGUCUGCAGAAAAGGGGGGGUCCAGGUCACACCAGAAGCUGGGUUCUGGACUAUCUCUCUGAAGAAAGGGAAUGAGUACUGGGCCCUCUCUAGCCCUCAGACCCGUCUCCACUUGGUAGUGGCCCCUAAGAUUGUGGGGAUUUUCCUGGACUAUGAAGCAGGCCAGAUCUCUUUCUACAAUGUGACUGAUGGUACACAUAUCUACACCUUCCAGGACACCUUUAAUGGGGCCCUACGGCCAUGCAUCUGCCCUGGCCCCCUCUCUAUAUGGGAAAACAUUGUCCCUAUCACUAUCCCAUCCCAAAGUCAGGCAACUCUCAAGCCUUCCCAACUUCCUAAAACCACACAAGAGCCUGGAAAUUGUUUUGAGUAAGCAGCUAUGGGUUCUUGAGGAGAAGCCAUCUUCUCCACAGCUCUCAGUACAAAUGUACUUACCUUUCAUCUCUCUUGGAGGACACUGAAUCUUUAGGAAUGUUCCUUGUGCACGUUUUGAGAUUUCUCCCACAUGCCCUUCUCCAUUCCUAUGCACACCUUCUCUGCUCCAUUUGGUUUGAGGAUUUGCUAAACCCUUUCCAGGGCUAUUUACUCACCUGUAGUGUCCACCUGUCACCCAACUCUCACCCAUAGUUCCAAGAAGCUGUAGCAUCCACCAUCUGGUAAAACCUUCUUGGCAAAUGGGCUAAACCAGGUUGAGGGUAACCGACAGGACUCAGAACUGUAAGUAAGUUAGGGAGAUGUCUAUCCCAAGCAUAUAAAGACUACCCCUGGUGGAAUGGGUGGAUGAGAACAAUUUGUUCCAAUGGUCAUGAAGGCAGGUGACGCAGGCCCUGUGGAGCACUUGGAGCUUGGCCAGACAUCAAAAACGCCAAGGUCAUCUGCUGCAUUCUGGGCCAUCGUCAGUCAUCUUGCCUUUUGUCUUGCCACUAGACUUCGAUGACUGUGGAAGACACAGUGACACUGAUGACUGACUUUGUGCAGCUCUGCCUCACUUAAAUCCAAUUCACUCUCAAGCCAAAACAUGACAUGCCAAUGGUCCUCUUUGAAAACAAAACAUAAACAACAACAACAACAUCCUCAUAGCCUCUUCUACUUUUGUUUGUUUCAGUACCAUGAGAAUUCCUAGUGUACCUUUUCUGCAACAGUUCUAUUUGCCUUAUAGAUUUUUAACAAUGGCCUUAAAAUGCAGAUAUACAUCAGAUACAAUAGCCCAUGGGCCAAGGAACCCUUUCAAAUUUGCCAGGAAGAAGGGUGGUUUAUUUUUAUGGGAAAUAUUGGCCGGUUACCAUAACUAGCUAGAACUCUUGCCACCCAGAAUUAUGAGUAACUGACACAUUCACAUAUAUCAGGUACACUUUUGAGUUGGUGUCCAGGUCGUGUGAGAUCAUCAUCAUCUACAUCAUAAACCUGUGCAAUUGCACUAGCAAAGAUGUAGAAUCUUUCUGGACAGUUAUCUGACAGUGCACAAUAAAGUUUACAAAAAUAGUCCUUGCUUUUGAUCCAGUAAUUCUAUUGUUAGGAAUACAGCCUGACGGUAUUGUCAAAAUAAAAACAGGACUGUCUGUUCAAAAAGUUUUAUAGUUGCAUUGAAUGUAUUUGCAAAAACUAGCAAUAAUGUUAAACAGCAAUAUGACUCUUCCCCCCACCCGCAAUAAAUCUGGGGCAUGUGCUCCUUUCCUCUA